AUGCAUCUGGAGCCCCAAGAGUCCAUGAUAUAUGGGCAGCGACGAACAGACCCAGAGUCAUCCGCCAAGAACGAACAUGAAGCAAGAACGAGCGAUUCUUCUGUUCCCGUCCCCCUGAAUCGUCCUCCCGGCCUAUAUGACACCCCGAGCACACAAAAACGCCAUGAAAUCUUAUCCCGAGCAGUUAUAAAGGUGCUGAACAGUAACAUCGCAAAGAUCACCUAUGGAGAGAUACUUUCAGGUCUGUUUCUCAACGAGACACGGAACAGUAUGCGUGGGCAAAUGUUCCAGUACACUCCUUAUAGCGGUUACGGAUACACCUCUGCAGAGGAAGACGCCAGGAGACGUUUGGUUUACUUGUAUACAUAUUGCAACCGGAACACAUUUCACCCUGACAUGGUGGUGACCUUCCUGAGGCCUGAAGACUAUGCCGCUUACCUAAAGGUACCAAUGAGUAAUAGAACAGCGUGGGGCAACAACUUGAUCUGCACGAUUGUGAAGGUUGUUCGCCAGGUGGCUGUUGAACUCUAG
Messenger RNA from Fusarium coffeatum, 531 nucleotides. RefSeq lists its product as uncharacterized. Bases 1 to 531 code for a protein of 176 amino acids. Lineage: Eukaryota; Fungi; Ascomycota; Sordariomycetes; Hypocreales; Nectriaceae. The record is from RefSeq and is a predicted model, not a curated record. The transcript is spliced from 2 exons.